Molecule: messenger RNA, 360 nt
Organism: Iphiclides podalirius (scarce swallowtail)
Lineage: Eukaryota; Metazoa; Arthropoda; Insecta; Lepidoptera; Papilionidae
Source: the annotation of a GenBank genome assembly
AUGCAAUGUAAUGAUCGGCGGUUCGUGUCCCGACAUCGGCCGCGAUCGCGUGGUGCCACCGCCGCUGUCGGCCGGCGAUCCGACCGUAAACGUCUCACCCACACGCCGCGGGCGCCCGCUUUCCUCUCGCCUCGCUACACAUCUACCCCUACUGCCUACAUGUUGUACACUGCAACUAACCACCCGAUUGUGACACCCGGUCUUGCAUCCGCGGCCCUCGCGCUGCGAGCGAACGCCGACCGGAGCGCGGGGCGCGGCGGCUCAACUAACACCGGCUGCUCGCCAAUCCCACACUAUUCCAUAGUUUAUCAAAACCGGAGCCCCGACCGCGACUCCUUUCCACCCCUCGGGCGUCCGUUU